AUGACCCCCCCUACGGCGAACAACCCAUGGAAGGCGCUCCAGCCUCACGAUGCCCAGAGAUUCGGCGACGUAAUCAUGGACCCCAAAGAGCAAGCGCGCUGGAGCGCAGCAGUAAUGCUUGGGGGCCUCCCUCAUAUGUGGGAGGAGGCUUCGCAAAUCAAAGACAUCCUCUACGGCCACUUGGCGCUCUCAAAUGCGAAGCGGGUGCUUCUAAUCGGAGAGUCGAAUGAAAGCUGCUUCAUGGAGGAUCUUCGAGCCAGGGUUCCUGCUGAUGCCGAAAUUGAAUCUAUCGAUUUGAUCGAGCGCGCAAGAAACAUGUGCCUUAGCGGACAGAGCGGAAAGAAUGGCAGCCUCGGCACCUGGCGCUGGGACUAUGUCGAUGACAAACCGGACAACUAUUACGACGUCAUCGUGAUCCUGCAGGGAGUACAGCACACGGAAGACUGGGCAGAGACUGCAAAGCACCUGGUUCGUGUCUUGAAGCCCGGUUGCUAUUUUGUGACGGGAGAGAUUUGCUUCGGACCGCCAUUUUUCGAAAAGGUCCAUGCGGAUGUCCAUGUCCAAUAUCUGGUUGACAAAAUCUUCACUGGUAUGGAUACGGACUACCACAACCUGUCCUACUGGAGCAUCGACGAUCUUAGACGUGCUUUUGGCAAAACCCUCAUCGAGCAGGGUUGGCUGGUGGAUCGUGGCUUUAAAGCCUUUUGGGGACGUAAGCCGUCUACACCGAGCACAUGA
Messenger RNA from Fusarium sp. VM40, 738 nucleotides. Lineage: Eukaryota; Fungi; Ascomycota; Sordariomycetes; Hypocreales; Nectriaceae. The record is from the annotation of a GenBank genome assembly.